AUGAGCGAAUCUGGUUCUUCUCGAUCUAUUCCCUUCAAAUCGAAGAAACGACUAAUGGAUUCACUCGGUUCAAAAUCCAAACCCGAAAUCCCUAAUCCGUCUUCUGUAGCUUUACCCACGCCGGAAAAACCUCCGGAGAACUUAUUCACUAGAUCCAGAAACCGAUCUGUUGCUUUAUCAGUGAAAGAGAUUCGUCAAGCGGCUGGAUCUCGUCUCAGAUCUGAAGAUCCAGUGGGUAAAGUCCCAUCCGCCAAAAGCAAGCUCGUUUUCUCAUCCAACGAUUCGUCAUCUUCUCCUUCCAAGCGAGUAUGCACUAAUAAGAAUCCAGAGAAAGAGCAAUUACCUGAGAAGUACGAAGUUCUGGGUAAGUUCUUCGAUGCGUUGGAUAGUUCGAUUUUAUUGUCGAAAUUGAGAGGUUCUAAGCCGACAUUUCUCAACAUUUCAAGGAAAAUCGAACAUUUAACCGAAAGGAGGUUUUGUUACAGUCAUUUGGGUCAAUUAAAGCAUAUAUUGCCAGAGGCAAUUGAGAUUAAGAGAGUAUUGAUACAUGAUGAAACUACUAGCUGCAUGAAACCGGACCUUCAUGUUACACUUAACGCGGAUGCAGUUGAGUACGAUGACAAGUCGAAAUCAGAAAGUAAGAAAAUCGCACUUCGGAAAGUGUUUCGAGCUAGACUUGCAGAAUUUGUUAAAGCUCAUCCUCAGGGUGAUGAAGUUCCAGAGGAACCGCUUCCCGAGCUAUAUAACAGAAGGAAACCAAAUGAAGAGUCCAAUCUCGAGGUUAAGAAUGUUGGUUCUGUCAUGGAAGAGAUGGCUUCUAUUUCAGCAGCUACAUUGAUUUCGUAUCCCUUUAAAAUCGCAUCGACUCCGGUCAAAACAGCUUCAAGUCUGGCUAAACCAACUUCGUCCGAGAUUAAGAAUACGUCAACACCAGUAAAACCAGUGUCUACUCUGUCUGAAGUACCUUCAACCCCGGCUAAAAUGAACUCAAUACCAGUUAUUGUUGCUUCCACUCCGCCUGAAUUUGCUUUGACUCCUGCCCGGCUGGUCAGUACUUCACUAGCAGUUCGUUCGAAGAAAAGAAGCAGCGAAUCUGCAAAGCCAGAUGAUGUGUCUGUCGACCCACUGACUAAGUUGGCAAGGCGCUUAACACCUAGGCCACUUAAAUUUGAUUCUUAUACAAAGGACAAGAAAGCCAUGGAUGUGACAGAUGUUGAAGACAUUGAUCAAGUACCAGAGGAAGAAGAUGUAUCCAGCGAUGAUGACUUAAGCAUACUACCUGAUAAACUUCGACAAUCGAUUAAAGAACAAGAGAGGAAAGCAAUCGAGGAACAAAAUCCAGCAAUCUCACAGGCAAAGAGGAGGCGAAAGAUGAUCGCUUGUCUACCUAAACUUUUCAAUGUCAUCCAUUACUUAAUUCAAUCGAUAAGGCGUUGGGUUAUCACAAAAGAAGAGCUCGUGCACAAGAUAAUCGCGGGUCAUGCUGAUAUUACGGACAGAAAAGAAGUUGAAGAACAGCUUAUCUUAAUGCAAGAGCUUGUCCCUGAAUGGAUGUCUGAGAAAACAUCAUCGAGUGGAGAUUUGCUAGUAUGGUGA
Arabis nemorensis is the source of this 1596-nucleotide messenger RNA. The record is from the annotation of a GenBank genome assembly. Lineage: Eukaryota; Viridiplantae; Streptophyta; Magnoliopsida; Brassicales; Brassicaceae.